UAGUUUCAUAUUACCAAAUGGUGCAAUGAGACGGACCUCUUUUCUGCUCUUGCUGAUCUCACUGCUGUGCUGUAGGACCAGUAGAGCUCGUCUCACUGUGAGUCCCAGCAGCACUCAGUUCUUCAAAUGGAAGUCUGUCUCCCUGAGCUGUGAGGAGGACGACAGCUCUGCUGGAUGGACGCUGUGGAGGAACACAAGCAGAAAAAAGAGGGCUCAGUGUGACGCUGACUGGGGAAGAUCGGCUGGUUCUAACUGUUCCUUCAGCCACAUCGACCCAUUGGACAAUGGAGUUUACUGGUGUGAGUCCAGAGAGGGAGCAACCAGUAACACCAUCAACAUCACUGUCACUGGUGGACCAGUGAUCCUGCAGAGUCCUGUCCUCCCUGUGAUGGAGGGACAUGAUGUCACUCUGCACUGUAAAACAAAGACCCCUACCUCCAACCUCCCAGCUGGUUUCUAUAAAGAUGGCUCCCUCAUCAGGACUGAGCCUACAGGUCACAUGACCAUCCACCAUGUUAACAAGUCUGAUGAAGGCCUCUACAAGUGUAACAUCAGAGGUCAUGGAGAGUCUCCAUCCAGCUGGAUCUCUGUCACAGUGAAACCCACCACUACAAUUCCUCCUUCAACCACGUCUCCUCCUGGUUCCUUCUCCUUUCCAUCAGCCUCCUCUCCUCAUGGUUCCUCCUCUACUCCUCCCUCUGUGUUGUGGUCUGCUGUUCUUUCCUUCUCUGUUCUGGUUGUACUGGUUCUGCUGGUUCUACUAGUGAGACGAUGCCUCUACUGGAAACCUAAAGCUUUUGAAGAAGAAGUUGGGGAUGAUGACAUCACAGAAGACGUCACAUACAGGGAUGUCAAAAUAUCACAUCACCUACAGCAGCCAAUCAGACGCAGCAAAGAGUGUUAUUCAGUUGCAGUCUACUCAGCAGUGAGAGGAACAGGUGACGUCAGUUCUGGACAAAUAGCCGACAGACCACACAGGACGAGAGGAAAUUGCAACCAAAAGAAAGGACGCAAGAGGAUUUAGAAGAGAAGAGGAAACAAAGAUGUUGGCGGGAACAGGGAUUUAUAAAACUGACAAAUGUUGCAAUUAUCGCUUAAAGCAUAAUUAUCACAACAUUGUCUACUGUGUGUAAUGCAGGGGAUUAGUGUUGAUGGAAAAAGUUAUUUAUUUUGCUUAUCUGCAAGAGUUGAGGAACAGAGUUAACCAAGUUAGUGUUAACGGGGAAAAUACCGGGCUUAUUGGGACAGGAACCGCUAGAGGUUUAUGCAAUCUCUGCUAUAUUCUCUGAUAUUCAUUUUAUGUAUCACUCCUGGCAUUUGAUAUUUAUUAAUAAUUCAGUUUACUCCAACAUCUAUUAUCUUUGACAAAUUUUUUGUUAUAUUGUGUUUGUUAAAUUGUAAUCUUUUGUAUCUUGUUGCAUUUAUUGUAAUCUAUACUUUUAUAUAUUCACUUUUAAUAUUCACUUUUCAAUAAACAUUUGUAAAAUUCAAUUAACAGGGAUCUACACACAAGACUGUCAUAAUUGCCAUACAUAGAUAUGAAUCAUCUUUGGCACUGUUCCAUCAAGCCCUGCAAAAUUUGUAGAAAAUGUAAAGGUGUUGUCGGUAUCAAUAAAAACAGAAGCUACAGCUUAAGAAAACCCUUCACACACACACACACACACACAUUUGAACAGGGCUGGACUGGUAAUUUGGCAGACCGGGCAAAUGCAGUUGCUUCAACAUCAGCUGCAGUACCAACGGGCAGGCACAGGCACUUGAAGGAGUAAAAGGCCUGUGGUGGCCACUGCCAGGCAGAGGAGGAGGCGUGUGUUAGUGAAACAGAGGGACAAAGGGCCGAGAGAGAGAGAGAGAGAGCAGGAGGAGAGUGUAGACGAAGAGGUAAGCAUGGAGUUG
Micropterus salmoides (largemouth bass) is the source of this 1896-nucleotide messenger RNA. Its product is annotated as low affinity immunoglobulin gamma Fc region receptor II-like. Lineage: Eukaryota; Metazoa; Chordata; Actinopteri; Centrarchiformes; Centrarchidae. The transcript has 8 exons. The coding region runs from base 26 to 1024 and encodes 332 amino acids. Gene Ontology annotation, biological process: cell surface receptor signaling pathway. The record is from RefSeq and is a predicted model, not a curated record. Gene Ontology annotation, molecular function: transmembrane signaling receptor activity.